UUAGCUGCACGGUCCUCUUUUUUUAUUGCUGGUGGAGGACCGAAGGAAGAGAGGGACCGUUUAAAAAAAAAAGAAAGAAAGAAAAAGGACUGAACACGGUCAGAAUUAGUGAAAGAAAAAAACAGAAAGACAGAGGAGCUAUAGCGAGUAUUUUUGUAUUAUAUAAACUCUUUUUUUGUAAUACGGGUAUUUAAUAAGCUAACGCGGUGUAGCUAAGCUAAAUGUAAGCAGCUAGCCAAGGAAAGCUAAGCUAGCGGCUAACCAAAAAAAAAAAAGACGAUAUUUCGAUAACGGUAUCUCUCUGGUUUUUGUUUUCUUCCUCUUUUUUAACGAUUUGCCCGGUUUUUUUUUUUUUUUUGCUUGGGGGCCUUAUUAUUAUAUUAUUAUUAUUAUUCUUGUUUUUGGAUUCUGACGUUUAUUCGUGACUGAAAUACCUGACGUGCUUGAAUAAAUCGAGAAAUUAUAAAAGUAAAAUGGCGGAACCGGACAAAUUAAACAUCGACUCCAUAAUACAGCGGCUCCUGGAAGUUAAGGGCUCGCGGCCUGGCAAGAACGUUCAGCUGACGGAGAACGAGAUCCGCGGCCUCUGCCUCAAAUCCCGCGAAAUCUUCCUCAGCCAGCCCAUCCUGCUGGAGCUCGAGGCGCCGCUGAAGAUCUGCGGUGACGUUCACGGUCAGUACUACGAUCUGCUGCGGCUCUUCGAGUACGGCGGUUUCCCUCCCGAGAGUAACUACCUGUUCCUGGGCGACUACGUGGACCGAGGGAAACAGUCUCUGGAGACCAUCUGCCUCCUGCUGGCCUACAAGGUCAAAUACCCCGAGAACUUCUUCCUGCUGAGGGGCAACCACGAGUGUGCCUCCAUCAACCGCAUCUACGGCUUCUAUGACGAGUGUAAGAGACGGUAUAACAUUAAACUGUGGAAGACGUUCACAGAUUGCUUCAACUGCUUACCCGUGGCAGCCAUCGUAGACGAGAAGAUCUUCUGCUGCCAUGGAGGCCUCUCUCCAGACCUGCAGUCCAUGGAGCAGGUUCGGCGUGUGAUGCGUCCCACAGACGUUCCGGAUCAGGGCCUGCUGUGUGACCUGCUAUGGGCCGACCCAGAUAAAGACGUGCUGGGAUGGGGAGAGAACGACCGUGGCGUCUCCUUCACCUUCGGCGCAGACGUGGUGGCCAAAUUCCUGCACAAACAUGACAUGGACCUCAUCUGCAGGGCACAUCAGGUGGUGGAGGACGGAUACGAGUUCUUUGCUAAGAGGCAGUUGGUCACGCUGUUCUCUGCUCCCAACUACUGCGGAGAGUUCGACAAUGCCGGGGCCAUGAUGAGUGUGGACGAGACACUCAUGUGCUCCUUCCAGAUCCUGAAACCGGCUGAUAAGAAGCUGUACUCGUACGGAGGAGGAGGCGGUGUGGGCUCAGGGCGUCCAGUCACUCCGCCUCGCAACUCAGCCAAGGGGGGAAAAGCCAAGAAAUAGCACUCGCUAUGUCGGACCCCCACUUCCUCCCUCCCUCCACCUCAGAAAUACCCCACUCUCUCUCUACCUACCUCCCUGCUGCUUCCCUCUCUCUCACCAAACACACAGAGUACCCAGGGUUCUUCUCUCUCUCUCUCUCUCUCUCUCUCUCACUCACUCAUUUUUUCGUUCCUCAUUGAUGCAGUGUGUUUGUGAGUAAGCGUGAGAUUUUAUUCCACUUUUUUUUUUGGUCUUUCCUUCUCUCUGGAGAGAUGUUUCCAGGCCCUGGCUUCGUACUGGGUGUUUUUUUUUUUUUUUCCUGAAUGCUGAUCACAUCGCUGCUGUCGCUGCACUUCCUGUUUCAGAGCCAGUCUGAUUAUAAACUGUAAAACACACACACACACACACACACGGAGCCCCCGACUCUGGGAGAAUAGCUGAUGAUGAUUAAUAUUCUGACGCACAGGGAGCGGGUGAUGCGGAUGUGCAGCGUGAGAGAGAGAGAGAACUCAACACAGGUGCAGAAUUUCCAUCUACAUUUCAGAUGCAUUCUAGAAACAAUCAUGUUAACUGUUCUGUUUUGUUUUUUUAAAUCUCUUUCUUUCUGGUUUUUUCCCUUUCCUUAUUUCUGUUAUUUGUAGAAUCAUGAAGAAAAGCUUUGAACGUUUAUUUUCACGCUUACUUUGUGUUCUUUGUUCUUUUUUUGUAGUCUCUUUUUUGAGAAUCAAUUAUCAAUAAAGAGAACUGUUUAUUUAAAAAAAA
Messenger RNA from Neoarius graeffei (lesser salmon catfish), 2213 nucleotides. It is a transcript of the gene ppp1caa, whose product is annotated as protein phosphatase 1, catalytic subunit, alpha isozyme a. NCBI's taxonomy places the organism in Eukaryota, Metazoa, Chordata, Actinopteri, Siluriformes, Ariidae. Bases 474 to 1472 code for a protein of 332 amino acids. The transcript has 7 exons. The record is from RefSeq and is a predicted model, not a curated record. Gene Ontology annotation, molecular function: protein serine/threonine phosphatase activity. Gene Ontology annotation, cellular component: cytoplasm; nucleus.